Schistosoma haematobium is the source of this 12188-nucleotide messenger RNA. RefSeq lists its product as uncharacterized. The coding region runs from base 5234 to 5938 and encodes 234 amino acids. The record is from RefSeq and is a predicted model, not a curated record. Gene Ontology annotation, cellular component: membrane. NCBI's taxonomy places the organism in Eukaryota, Metazoa, Platyhelminthes, Trematoda, Strigeidida, Schistosomatidae. Gene Ontology annotation, biological process: membrane organization. Gene Ontology annotation, molecular function: ATPase activator activity. The transcript has 4 exons.
CUUCGUGUCAAAGAUAAAUUUUGAGCUACCUGUUGUGAGACCGUUCAAGGUCGUUUAAACGAAACGGCGGGGGAUUUUGAAAGGAUCUAACCUUUUUACCGUGCUCGUUAAUGUCAGUCAAAAUUAAGAAAUCAGUCGCUAGGUUUCUAAACCAUCAAGUUGCUCAUAGAAUUAAACUCUUAGAAUCAGCCCUGCUCGAAAUCCAUGAUCUUGAUAACCGCAUGAAGAUGGAACUAUUGGCUUUGAACACCCUUGCGAAUCCGAACGAUGACGAAUUUUGUGAAGAGGAUUGUAUGACAUAUAUGUCUGCAGAAGACGAGAACCACCAGGACAUAGUUUUUGUUAGCUAGCUUACCAGGGAAACAUAAACGUUUUGUAGGGAAUUCCCUAAUCUAUCCAGUCAUAUAAUAAUUUGAUGGUACUGCAAAAAAUUUAAGAAGAUUUUGAGGAAAUAACUCGGAGCGGUGUUUUUAUGUUAAGUGUCAUAAUCUCCUGUUCGAAAUCUGCACAUCGUCAUUUCAUCGACCAAAUCUGAGUAUUCAACUUUCGACCGUCUGAAACUACCUUCCACUUCAGCUCUGACAGCCCGGUAGUGACAUUAAAUUUUAUGCAACUAAAAUAUAACCCAUAGUAUAGUGUAUAUGUCUGUACUUGGAAAUUAAACCACAUCGUUUUGUCCCGAGUUCUUUGAUCUACAGGCUACUCUUAUUCGGUUGUCCACCUAUCACAUUUGAGUUAUAUGAUACUUUGAUGGUUAAAAUAUUAGUGCUGACAAAAUUAGAAGUAUUUGUUUUGUUCACGUCAGUUAUGCUAAUGGUAUUCUCAAUUGUUCCAUGUCAUGAUAAGUAGGUUCUGUUAUAGAAAUAGUUAAAUAUCUACCGAUUUACAAGCAUAUUCAUGUUGAUCUAAAAAUCCAUGUUACACAUAAUUGACAGAGAUAUAAAGUUAGACUGUUUAACUAAAUGUUUACGCACUCCUUCGAAAAGACAAUUGUCUCAAGAUUUAUAGUAAUGCAGGGCAAAAGUCGGCACCCAGUUAUUCCUAGUUGCUAGUGGGAAUGGAACAUGUGCAGUGUCGAAAGGCUAUUCUGGUGAAAUUGUGUAGUAACUAUAAUCUACACCUAGUUAGUUAGAAGUGAAGACAAAGCAUAAAGCAAGGACAAAGUUAACGUGAUGGGUCGGGUUAUACUAGUGCUAGCUUGUUUUAUUACCUAAUCUAAAUAUAUAGUCACCCAAGAGUAAUGUACAUUUAAAAUAUCUGCGAAGUCUAGUAAUAUAAAGUUUAUGUUCGUAUUUUUUUCACGGGUUGAACGGAUUAUAGCCACAAGUGUAUGAUGUUUUAGAGUAGAGGUAACUAUCGAAAUAGCCAACAAGUUAUGAUAAUGAUCUUGUUCCAUGAACGAAUUUUGUCAGAUGGUCCUAGUCCGGGAAAUUUACUUGCAAGUAAUUAAUAUAGAGUAAAGAUUCAGAAUGCGACGUCUUCGCUUCUGAAAAAUACGACUGUAUGUUCCUGGGUUUUGGAUUGAAGCAGUGGAUGUAAAAGAUGGUUCAUCUCAUCCAGUUUCAACGUGUUGAUUGAGAGUAUUCAGAUGACAAUUCUGCUUGGCGAAGACAAUGACAAAAACAAUCCACUGAAUUCUUCGAAUAGUAACGCAGGAAUAUUCGUCUCCGUACCUCUAAAUUCUGGGCUGGUCUGGAUGGGUUCAUGUCUAACUUAACCUUGUGCAGUGAAAUUGUUUGAAACAUUAGUUUCUUCAAUUAUUUUAGAUGUCUUAAGUACCGUGGUAGGCUGGUUGCUAUCUUGGCACAGAUAUACUAAUAUCUUUUGGUUACUGUAGAGCGUGUUCGCUUUCUAAUUAGAAUGAAAGUAUACUGUGUGUUAGUUCAUUUUACAUUACUUUGCUGCUGUAAAAGGUGGUUUAUGAGAUUAGAGGUCUUUCACAAGUCACAAGUAUAUAAUUAUAGAUGCCUGCAAAUUAUCCCCGGCAUUCAAUGGAAGCACAAAAGUGGUGUUCCCUUCGCUUUUGGUCACUGGCUAGUACCACUUUCCCUCACACUUUAAUGUGACUCAUACCCAAUUACCUAAUGAAGGAGCCAGUAUGGUUUUUAUCAUUUAUUUUAGGUGAAGACAGUAGGUAAAUGUGACAAGACCAUGUGUGGUCAGCGCCUUCUCCAUUUUAGUCUGAUAACACUCACGAAAGUAGCAUCUAAGGUUUUUUAACAAUCUGGAUUUGACUUUCAUCACUAACUGACAGUUGUAAACCAGGAAACGGUGGGCAUCUGUCUCCUACCCUAAAACUCGGGAUUGACUACUUUCAAUCCUAUAUCCUGUACUUUUCGACAUUGUGUUCACCUCCAAACACAAAGGUUUUGUUUGAUCUUGGUGCAGUAUGCUAAAAAGUUUGGGACCAAAAAAUAAUUUUCCAGUACUAUUUGGUAUUCAGUGCUUUUCCGUUGAUGUCGAGCCAUGGUUAACUAUCUUUUACUGUUUUUGAUAUUAAAAAAUAUUUUGGUGCUGUAUAUAUUUGGUUUUUAACUUGUCACCUAUUUAUUUUUUGGUAGGAAUUAUUAAAAAGCCAUGAGAAUUUUGAGGAUUCCAACUGUGAUGUUAAAUAUGAGUUGGUAGAUUUGAACGAUGAUGUUACAGCUUAUGAAGCAUCAAUUAAUAAAGUCGACGAACAAAUUCAACCAAUCGAUGUCCACCAAUCACACUCUUGUUUUACUAAGGGUCGAAAUAUAUCUACACUGAAAACAUUCGAUUUUCUUACUGGUCUUAUUAAUGAUCGAUCGUUAGGACUGACUUCUUGUUUACCUGUUGAUAUAGAUCAUUGUUCAGAGUAGUCAUUUUCUAUUCAUGCAUUCUUGUACAAAAGAUUCGAUUCUAACUUUAAAACAUUUGUAAAUAUAUAUGUACCCAGUUAUUCAAUACACAUUCAUUUAUACUUACUGUUAUGAUUUCUGAAAGAUUAAUGUGUUGAUAAAACCGUAUGAUUCGCAAAACUGCAAGUCGUUUGCUGAAGCCAUUUUCUUGGUUAUAAAGUAUAAAACACUUAUGUUACUGGUAAAGUUUGUGAGUGGAGAGUUGAGAUGUUUUGUUGAGUACCUAGUUUGUCGAAUGCUCGGAUGGUAUUCUCGUGAUUGUCAGGUUGCCUGACCUGCCAGUGGGGGAUGAAACAAUCCAUUGUUGUGUACCAGAUUCAGUGAGCCGUAUGCUAUAUUUGUACUCCCUCCUGUUAUUGUCACACCUAGCCGUAGCUGCUACCUUGACGCGGUGGUUGGCUUUGAUCAUUGAGUUGACUCAGUCUUUAUACACGGACUGGAACACUUGUUCCUGGAGGUUUUACACGAUAUUUCGGUUGAAGGUGAAUGAGACUAGACGUAACAACUUGAUGCUCAUUUUCGAAAUUGUUUUUUAACUUUUGUUCCGUGAAUUCACUUUUUUCUGUGAAUCAUAUUCUCUACUCCUAAAUCUCUUGCUAUUAAUGGUACGGAUACUGUAGUGUUCAUUAUAAAUUUGUUUAACUGUGCUGAUAGUGUAAAAACCCAUGUCGAUACACGUUUUCACUAGUUUCUACGUUGCGUUUUACUGACUGAAUACUUUACAGAUCAGUUCAUUUGUAGUACAUCUGUAUUAUAGUUGUCCAUAAUCCAUACACAGUAUGGAUAACAUACUGACCUCAUCCGUCAUAACUUCAUUGAAACUAAGAAUACUGUAACGUGUUGAAUGAUUUGAAACAAUAAUGUCUGAGGUCCAUAAGCUUUUCGGUAGGUCGUCAGGAAAAAUUAGUAGUUAAAUCGUGGUGUUGUUUCUCUUGAACUACCACUAUUGAGUGCAAAUGGAUUUAGCAUUUUAUGAAACGCCUUGACUGGUUGCCUCUCUUUAUAGUUGGGAAAGCCUUUCCGAAUUAUUCCCAUAUUUUUAAUAGCGAUUUGGUGAUUAUUAAAAACAGCAUGUACUGCUGUUGCCGAUUCAAUUUGUAGAUUUGUCAACUCUACGGGAUUAUCAGGAAAUCUUUUUGUCUAACUUAAGUGCCACGAGUCGAGAUUUCACGAGAUUCUUCCAAUGGUUGAAAAUAGGGAUGAGUCUGAGAUAAGUGAACUUCUAAAAGAAUUAAAGCCUUCUAUUGGCGUUUACUUAUUGUUUACCUUAUAUCCCAAAUUCGAAGCCACAUUAUGUUCUUAGAGGGUGCCGAAAUUUCACAAACUAGGUACCUAUUGGGUGAAGACUGGUCGAAUAAGCAAUAUGAAGUUGGGGUGGGGCAGGGUGAAGGUGGCAAUGUUGAGGGAAAAAGAAUAGGUCAAUCAGAUUACGAAUUAUCAACUAUCUGAGCUGCGUAUAACGAUUAUUAGUAUUGUGCUUUGUGAUGAAGACUUCCCAGUUGUUGUCUUUGUAUAAAUGGGAAUCAACGGUAGAAAUACCGACUUUUUGGUGACGUUCACAGUAGUUCGAGAUAUUUUUAAUUAUUUUGCUUUAGAUGGAUCUUCAAAAAUAUUUGAUUUCACCAUCGGUUAGGGUAAAUUACGCACUUAUGUAGUUAACCGUGUUGGAUUUUUUAAGUAAUAUUGUUAUCAAAAGCUAUUUAUCGGAAACUUAUCUACUGUUAAUUGUUAUUGACUUACUGGUUAAAUCAACCAACUUUCACUUAUUAAGAUGUGAGAUUCAGCGCUGUCCAUCUGUUUCUGUUCAAGCAGUCAAAUAAUAUCGAUAGCUUUCACAUCAAAUGUUUUAAUCAAAGUCGAAUACAUGAACCUGUAUAUGGUUACUGAACUGUAUUAGAUUAAAUUACUUAUGUGAUGAAACAAGUCCGUUUUUUUUGUCUACACAUGUGUUCACACAUAGUAAUGUGAUCACCUACUGUACUUACUUACGCCUGUUACUCCCAAUGGAACAUAGGCCGCCGACUAGCAUUCUCCAACCCACUCUGUCCUGAGCCUUCCUUCCUAGUUCUAUCCAAAUUUUUUUUUCAUUCUCAUGUCUGCCUGUACAUACAUGUAUUUCACUUUAAUUUUAGUAUUCAUCCCAGUCUUCAUUAUUAUCAUUGUCACCUGAACAACAAUUGAGAAUAUCAAAAGAAUUUCCAUUAGAUAAUGAAUUAAAACAUCGUCAUUAUGAUUCAAUUAAUGAUGAUGGUGACUUCUAUCAGAAUUCAGAUUCGAACAGUAGUUCCUUGAUAUUUGAUUCAGAUAUAUUAAAAAAUUCUUCAAAUAAUAAUAGUAUAACACAAAUUGAAUGUAUGAGACAUUAUUCAGAUCAUCAUAAUGGUUCAUCAUCUGUUACACGAUUUAUGGAACAUGUAUAUAUACGUGAAGAAGAUAAUGAUAGUGAUGAUGAUAGUAUAAAUUCAGAUUAUGUUAACAAUAAAAUUUCAACGAAAAAAUGUACAUAUAUUUAUAUUGGACUAUUAUCAAUUAUUAUUUGUAUUACAUCAAUUCUAUUUGUAUUUUACAUAUAUCCAAUGUCCAUUUCACUUACAUCACCAUCAUCUCCUUCUGUUCAUGAACAAUCUUUAUCAUCUGUACAAAAAAUCAGAACACAACAUCUAACCAAUCAGUUAUCCCAAGAAUUUCAAGGUCAACAUAAACGACUUUGGGCUCAAAUUCGUUCUGCUUUAGAAUCACCAUUUCAACAUGAAUAUACAAAUCAUCAAAGGCAAACUACUAAUGAAAGGAUUUCUCCUGUAGUACUUCUCAUUGUCAAUCGUUGUAUACAUCCAAUGGUCAAUAAUCAAUCUAAACAACAUCAUUCUACAUUUAAUCACAAUGAAAAUGAAUCAUUUCAUUGUUUUAUUACACGUCUUGGUCAAUUAGUUAAUCAUUUAUAUUUGUCGAAUUCUAAAAAUUCAUGUUCAAUUAUAAAAGCUUACCAAUUGGACUCUUUAAAUAAACAAAAGGUUAGUAAUAAUUAUCAUAUUGAUCAGUUAUAUUUAUUCAUAGUAUGAGACUCUUCAACAGUGCGCAUCCAGUAGAGUUAAUCCGUGUCAGGUAGAAACAGAUAUCUACCUCAGACAAUGGAAGAUGGUCGCGUAAUUUCGUAGACUGGUUGAAGUUAGACAUUAACACCGUGUUGUUAGCCGGUUUAAGGAAAUAUUGGAUUUAUAUUUAUUCUCCCAUUGGAUAAACCUCAUGGCUAAUGUUUGAAAAAACAGAGCCAAUUAUUUGUAUCAUUGUUGAGAUUUAUUCAAUCAGUAGCUAUCAUUGAAUGUUAUAAUUAAGAUGCAUCAAAAUCUAUUCACUUUUCAACAUGUUAUAUGUUGUAAUUGUUGAGAAGUCUGGAAGUCUGAUUAGCCCUAAUGGGUUGGUGUCUGACGAAAUCUCUACGCCGAUUCAGAAAGUUUGUUUGGCUUUUGCCAACUUACAUCACCUAUGGCGAAGGCGAGACAUCUGUCUAUCAAUUAAGGGACUAGUAUACUGUGCAGCAGUUCGUUCUGUUCUACUUUACAGCUGCGAAACGUGGCCAUUAGGGGUAGAAAAUACUCGUGUGCUACUACUAUUUGAUCACAGACGUCUUAAAAAUAUAGCUCGCAUAUGCUGGGAUCACCAGCUAAGUAAUAGUGAAGUUAGACGCAGGGUAUUAGAGAAUGAUGGUAAAUCAGUUGGUGAGGUUGUAAAUCUUCAUUGACUGAUAUGCUUGGACCACGUGAACACCGAUUACCACGACGCGCAAUGCUGACUAGUGUUGAGGAUGGUUGGAAGAAUGUUAGGGGUGGCCAAACCACAACGUGGGAUCAGUCCAAGAAGUCACUAACUUGUGGUGUGAGCCAUGUGGAUGGUAGAUGCAGACUACUUUGUUGGAGCCCGCGUAACUAUCAUAAGCAAUGGUUGGAGACUGUGUGUGUGUGACAUGGCUGAGAAUCGAUCACAAUGGUGUGGGUGUAUACACUUUUAGUGUUCCCUUAAACUGUGAAAUCAACAUUGCUUUAUAUCUUUCUUCCUACCAACUGGUUCUUUCUUCCUGUAUUAUAUCGUUAUACACAAUCUUUCUUUUAUAUAGUACUACCAUUGAAGUGACUACUUUUACGAGUUUGGAGUUCAUCUUGUUGUGCUAAUGAAGUGUUGCAACUUCGACCGAUGCAUAUAUGUGGUCGCUCCUACGUUAUAACUGACUUAGAAGACUGAGUUUUAAUGUAUGAAUGAGAAGCGUACUUACUGCACCGAAGAAUGUUGCUAAACUGUUGAACGUGAAUAUUACAUUUCUCUUCGAUAUCAUACUACUAACUAAAAUGGUUAUAUGCUCAUGUGGCAGUUUAACAUUUAGUUCACUCACUUCUAACUAAUAAACCUUGGUUGCAGUCAGCAUGGUAACGCGAUUCACUGAUUAAAGUUGUUGAGUGGAAUGUUUCACUAUUGGUCACAUUAGUCCAAAUGUUUUCAUUCUGUAUCUUCCUUUUUGAGUUCCAGUAAUUCUUUAUUUCAUAUUUUCUAUGUUUAAUCUUUCUCGUUACCACUGUUACUACAUUAGAAGUAGUUUUAUUUCUAAUUAUCACUCAGCUUUUGUUAUCAAUAAAUCUUUGUAACGGGGGGGGGGCUAAGAGAACGGGUUAGUUAAGUAGUUAAAGUGUUGAGUUAUAAGUUCGAAUCUUAAUUUCUCUCUCUUUUUUUUCUUACUCAGUUUGACCAAAUGAAAUUAGACUUUGACAAUCAACUUGACAACUUAUAUAAAUCUGGUGAACGUUGUUUUCAUUUCAUUUCAAUUGAUCUACUGCCAGUUGAAGUUGUUCUAUUAUUUCAUGGUUAUACAGAUACAGAAAAUUCCAUUUAUUCCAAUUCCAUUUUAAUAAUAAGUUUAUCAAAAAGAUUUGAUGUAUUGUAAGUUAUAUUACAUGUCGUUUUUAAAUAUGAUUGAAUUGUUUCUAAUUAUUAUUAUUAUAAACGUCAAAUAAACUUGAGUGUUGUUACUAGGUGGUGAUAAAUCAUUUAUUGAUAUUGUGGAUCCAUCAUCAAGUAAGAUGACAUUCAAUGGUAGCUAGUAGGUUAGAGGAAGAUCGGGGGCAUUUAAUCUAAAACAAGUCAUCAGUUCGUGAAGUCAGUGAUAUUUGAUUUCAUUUGUAUUAAUAAAUAUGCAAGAUUUGUGGUUGGGAUCCAUUAGAUUUCCAACUACUAACUUACUUAUUUACUCUUGUUACUCCCAAUGCAGCAUAGGCCACCGACCAGCAUUCUCCAACCGACUCUGUCAUGCGCCUUCCUUUCUAGUUCUGUCCAACUGUUGUUCAUUUUUCUCAUGUCUAUAUCCAUUUCUCGGCGUAAUGUGUUCUUUGGUCUCCCUCUUUUCCUUUGGCCUUGACGAUUCCAUGUGAGGGCUUGCCUUGUGACGCAGUUGGGUGCUUUCCUCAAUGUGUGUCCUAUCCACUUCCAACACUUAUUCCUGAUUUCUUCCUCCGCUGGGAUCUGGUUUGUUCUCUCCUACAAUAGGUUGUUGUUGAUAGUGUCUGGCCAACGGAUCUGAAGUAUUUCGCAUAGACAACUGUUAAUAAACACUUGUAUCUUCUGGAUGAUGGGUUUCGUAGUUCUCCAAGCUUCCGCCCCAUACAGUAGAACUGUCUUGACAUUUGUAUUGAAAAUCCUGACUUUGGUGUUGGUCAACAGACAGUUGUUUUGAGUUCCAGAUAUUCUUGAAUUAUAGAUAUGCUGCUCUUGCUUUGUCGAUCCGUGCCUUCACGUCUGCAUCAAAUCCACCGUGUUCAUCAAUCAUGCUGCUCAGAUAUGUAAAGGUUUUUACAUCUUCCAAAGCUUCUCCGUCAAGUGUGAUUCGAUUGUUGCAUGGUGUGUUGUAUCGGAGAAUCUUGCUUUUCCCUUUGUGUAUGUUGAGACCUACUGAUGCCGAGGCUGCUGCUGCUACAUUGGUCGUCUUCUCCUUCACUUGUUGCUGUGUGUGAUAGAAGAGCCAGAUCAUCUGCGAAGUCUAGAUCGUCUAGCUACUUCCUAGAUGUCCACUGUAUCCCAUGCUUCCCCUCAGAUAUUGACGUCUUCAUGAUCCAGUCGAUCACCAGGAGAAAGACAAAGGGUGAGAGUAAGCAACCUUGCUUGACACCCAUCUUUACUUCGAACGAGUCUGUCAUUUGUCCUCCAUGCACGAUUUUCCAGUUUGAUCGAUCAUAAGAAUUCCGUAUGAUAUUUACUAUUUUCUCAGGUACGCCGUAGUGUUGAAGGAGCUUUCAUAGUGUUGUCCUGUCCACGCUAUCAAAUGCUUUUUCGUAGUCAAUGAAGUUGAUGUAGAGUGAUGAAUUCCAUUCAAUUGAUUGUUUCACAAUGAUCCAUAUUGUUGCAAUUUGGUCUGUACACGAUCGAUCAUUAUGGAAUACAGCCUGUUGGUCUCCAAGUUGGGCGUCUACGGAGUCCUUCAUUCUGUUUAACAAUACCCUGUUGAAGACUUUUCCUGGUAUUGAGAGAAGAGUGAUGCCCCUGUAGUUAUCACAGUUGCUGAGAUCGCGUUUCUUUGGUAUUUUGACCAGAAGUCCCUUCCAGUCUGUCGGUAAUACUAACUACAAUUAUCUUAAGUUAUAUAACUUGAAAUCAUUUGCUAUAUUUAUUUACUGUUAUCUCAUGUCUUUUAUUCGUCCUUCUAUCACAUAUGAUAUUACUGUUUUGACUCAUUUAAUUCGCAUGGUCGGAGGCUCCAGGUGUGGCCACAUAAGAAAACCACCUGUUUCGGUUUUGUCACCCUACGAAUUCUUGCUCGAAAUUUGAAAAUAUUUUGAAGUGAGAAAUUGUAACUGAUUGACUUUAGAUAUGUGACUGAAACGCUUAUCGACAAUGACAUUCAAUGAUUGUCACACUACUUCACAAAUUAAUUGGAGUUUUCCAUUGUACCGUUGAAUGUCGACUUAACGGUUGUGAUGGUUAAGCUUUCUUCAUGAAACCUGAAGGUCCUAAAUGCAACUCCGUGAUGAUGAGGUUAUGAAUGGGCAUUACUGAGUAAUCUCAAACUAAUGUUAAGGUAUCAUAAUUGAGAUAAAUCUGUGAUCAAUACAAACUAUACAAUAGAUCAAUUUCCAUUAAACCCCUUUCAACUAUACACUUGUUGUUGUUGUUUAAUUAUCUUUUUUUCUCCAUUCAAGUGAAUCAUUGAAUUGUACAAAAAAAUCAGAACAUAUUUUACCUGGUUGUCAAACAGCUGGUCAAUUUGAACAUCAAGUUAAUCAGUUUUUACGGUCUUUAUGGAAUAAAUACUUGGGUAAUGAAGAGGUGGAUGCAUUAAUUUCACGUUUAACUACUAAUAUUAUUAUAUUUCAUACAUAUGAUGAUGAUGAUAUCCAAUAGAUGAUAAAAACGAUACCAUUUUUACAUAACAAAUGUGUAAUAUGAAACCUACUUUGUAUGAAUAAGAACAAUAAAUAAAAAUCUUAACUUUGUAUUUUCAUUCAUUUUGUUUGGGUUUAUAUUCAUGUUGCUGUAACUUUGUAGUGUGUGGUACUGAUAUCAACAGAUAUAAGUCAUAGUAUGUGUUAUAUCCGAGCGAAGAUUAAAUCACGAGUAACGUCUGAGCCAAAUGAAUUGACUAAUAUUAUCUCUAUAUAUUCUUAUGAUAUAACUAUUCAAUAAUCAGAUUAUGUAUAUCUAUAUUCCCAUUAUUUUAAGCUUCAUUUUGACCUAUAUAUGAUUAUUGUGCGAUUUACGGUUCUUAAGCUAUGUUCAGUUUAUUGACUACGGCCUCCCACGUUUACAGCCACUUUUUGGUUUUAUUGUGUAUGAAUGUUAUUUCCUAUUUUAUGGUACGUUGCGGUCUGUUUAGUUGAUAUAUAAACCCAAUAUGUCUGAAAUAAAUGAUUCGAUUCGAUUUGCAUAUUGGAAGCUGGUUUCUGGUGUUCUGGACUCAAGUGGACGGGCUAGGGGAACAUAGGACCAAUAAGGAAGCUAGAUUGCCCAUACCGGUCGAACGUCAUUGGUUUGGCACAGUGCUAAGAUUGUAUAAGUCGUAUUUUGAUUGAUGGAUAAAUCACGUGAUAAGAAGCCGGAUAUAAAGUCAUAACAGUAUGUAUGCCUGGAGGUGACAGAAAGUUAAGAAGAUCGAAGAAAAGAAGAUGAGAACAAAGAAUGAUUGAUAUGGAAACGAAAGAACAAUGAAGUGUGAGACAAUUGAUUGACAUUGUGCAAACGAAGUAUUUACUGUAUAGUGGUUCUCAGAUUUUACUAAGAUGUUCUAUGAUUUUGUGUCUACAUACAUUUGAUUGUCCUCACUUGUGUUCUUGUUCACUAUACCUUGUCUCUAUUAAAAUAGAGUUAAAAGGCAGUAGUCAGAAUCAAAGUUUAACCCGUUAGGAGCGAAGAAUAAGGGUUCUGGGUCCGAUCUCGGGUACCUUUGCACUAUUGAGGAAUUCUACAUUAGAAAAACAAAGAUUUUCAAGGAUUUCCACCCCCCCCCCAGUAGUUAUCUAACUAAGGUCAGUUGCAUACAACCUAAAAUUAUCGAUAUAAUCACUAAUAAAUAUUUAGCAUUCCAUUGCAACAAUUGAGAACAAGAUCAAUAAACAUCUUCAGAAAUUUUUGAAGGAGCUAAUUGAUCAUUUAACUUACGACAAUCUGAAGGCAAAAAGAUCAUGACUGCUUUUUGAAGUUCAUAAAUACAACUUUCUGUUAAGAUCUAUUAUUUCUAUUGGUGAACUCAUCAUAUAAGUUGGUUCCGUUGUAAGCCGAAUUAUUAAAAAUAAUUCUUAGAAAAACUCUUGGCAAAUAGUUUUAAAGGCGCAUUUCAGUUUUCAAAAAAGGAGUAAUUGAAUGUAUCAGGUAUAUUUAUAGUGUCUUUUGUUAUGUGUUCAUUAUUUACUUGUGACAUUAUUGGAACUUAAGCAGCUUUUGUUUUAUCAGCUACAAGAGGGGUAUAGUCAAAACGCUCUUCAAUAGAGCUAGGAUGUUAUCCUCAAAAGGCAAAAUAAGUGAGGAACUGGCUAUUCUGGAAAACCACUUCAUAAAAAACAGGUACUCGAAUAGAUUUAUUACAAGAUAUGGAAAAAAUAUCCCAAAGAUGGUGAAUAACCAACUGUUGAAAAGAAAUCUGUCUUCAUCCGCCUUCCGUUCAAGGGGGAUGACGUGCGUAUUGUCUUAAUUCACAAGCACUAUAAGCAAAGAUGGAUAGUAGAUAGCAGUGGAAUUCAGAAGGCGUUUUGUUUUAAACAAUGGGAAGAUUUAAGUAAACAAUACGAAGUGAGUUUUUAACUUCACCCCAUUACACAAGCAAGUGGCUAUCAGGACUGA